GUCUGUCUUCAACAGGGUCCCCACGUUGCUUCCGGUGCCCUAAAGUCCAGCAGAGACCUCUUCUCCCUGUUUAAUAUUUCCAGCCCCCUUCUUCCCAUCCGCCAUCUCUUAGAAUCAUGACCACAGCCAUAGGAGACAGACAGUGAUUAUUAACCCUAUUUCGCAGUAGAGGAAACAGGCCCAGGGGCCAGCCCGGGCUCACACGCUGCGUGCAGGGAGGACCGGGAUUCGAACCCUUAAGUAGGCUACACCGCAUGGCGGAGCUAGGCCAUAAGAACUACAUUUCCCAGCAGGCCUCGCGAGGCGGCGCAUGCCCGGUGGGCCAGGGCACUGCGCGGAUAGUUGAGCCGGCGCUCGGGCAAGGAAUCCGCGAGCGGCGGCUGCAGGGAGCGCGGCCGUGCUAUGCCGGGGCUGUCCCGGGGGCGCGGGGUCCUGGGGGCCGCGCGGGGCUGAGGCGGCCGCGAUGUGGGACCCACAGGCGAAGAUGCUAGCCUGAGCCCCGGGGUCCAGCCAUGGAAUUCCUGACGACGCCCCGGUCCCCUUCAGGGCCUCCAGCCAUGGACUUGGAGGAGCCCAGGGACACUCUUGUGCCCGCUGAGGACCUCACCCCUGACAGCCCAUGGGAUCCAGUGCCAGGAGGCCCCAGCAGCCUGAGUCAGAUGGAACUUGAUGGGUCCAGUAUUCAGGACCUGGUGCAACAGUUUGAAGCUAUGCCAGGCGAUCUGAUGGGCCCAUCCCCAGAGGGAUCCCCCUGUCCCCUGCACAUUGCCACCGGCCACGGCCUGGCCCCCCAGGACGUCGCCGACGCCCAUGGGCUCUUGUCUUCCGAGGUUGGCCGGGAUGACCUACUGAGCCUUUUGCACUGUGAGGAAUGCCCACCUUCCCAGCCUGGUCCCAAGGGACCUCCAGAGCCUGCCCCUCGCCUAUUGCAGCCCCCUGAGGACCCAGAUGGGGAUCUCAGCGCCCCGGAAUGGGCGGAGGGAGCCUCUGCCGAGCGGAGGGACAGCAGUAGCUCAAGCAGCUCCCCGGAGCCCUGGCUGGAGACGGUGCCUCUGGUUGCACCUGAAGAGCCCUCUGCCACCGCCGCCGGUGCCCAGAGCCCCAAGACCCUGGCUUCAUACCCUGCCCUCCAGGAGGUCCCUGGUCCCUGUGACCACGAAGACCUCCUAGACGGUGUCCUAUUUGGGGCCAAGUACUUGGGCUCCACGCAGCUGGUGUCGGAGCGCAACCCGCCGCCCAGCGCGCGCAUGGCCCAGGCCCGGGAGGCGAUGGACCGCGUCAAGGCCCCGGACGGGGAGACCCAGCCCAUGACGGACGUGGACCUCUUUGUCUCCACCAAGAGGAUCAAGGUGUUGACUGCGGACUCCCAGGAGGCCAUGAUGGACCACGCGCUGCACACCAUCUCCUACAUCGCAGACAUCGGCCGCGUGCUCGUGCUCAUGGCGCGGCGCCGGCUGGCCCGGAGGCCCGGACCCCAGGACCGUGGCCGCCGCCUCUACAAGAUGCUCUGCCACGUGUUCCACUCGGAAGAUGCCCAGCUCAUCGCCCAGGCCAUCGGCCAGGCCUUCGCCGUGGCCUACAGCCAGUUCCUGCGGGACAGCGGCGUCGACCCCAGCCAGCUGGGCGCCCGCUCCAGCCCGGGGGCCGCGGGCUCCGGCCACCCGCACAACGGGGACCUCGACCACUUCUGCAACAGCGACAACUGCAGGGAGGUGCGCAUCGAGAAGCGCCGCGGUGAGGGCCUGGGCGUGGCCCUGGUGGAGUCAGGCUGGGGGUCUCUGCUGCCCACGGCCGUGGUUGCCAACCUGCUGCACGGCGGCCCCGCCGAGCGCUCGGGUGCCCUCAGCAUCGGGGACCGCGUCACCGCCAUCAACGGGGCCAGCCUGGUGGGGCUGCCCCUGGCCGCCUGCCAGGCCGCCGUCCGCGUGAGUGCUUCCGGGUGGCCGGGCCCUCGAGCCGGGAAGGGGAACCGAGGCCGGGAGAGGAGAGGUCUCUUCCCAGCCAGUCUCUCUGGCCCGGUCCAGAGGGGCAGCGGAGAACGUUAAGUCCUGCCCGCUGCUGUGUCCUCGGGGAAACUGAGGCCUGGAGAGGGGAUGUCACUUACCCAGGGCACCUCUCUGGUGCCAGAGCCAGGCUUGGGAUGCGGGUGCCGGGCUCCGGGGCCAGGAGACUUUCCUCUUUGCCAAAGGGCAGCUGACAUGUUUUUAACCCUUGUUGCCCAGAUGGGGAAACUGAGGCCAGGAGACAGGGAGGGACCUGCCCUGGUCAGAGGGGCGGGGCUGA
This is a messenger RNA of Microcebus murinus (gray mouse lemur), 2283 nucleotides long. NCBI's taxonomy places the organism in Eukaryota, Metazoa, Chordata, Mammalia, Primates, Cheirogaleidae. The record is from RefSeq and is a predicted model, not a curated record.